UCCUUACAAAACUAAUCAUAGAUUGUUUUCUCUCGAAUAAGCCCAAUCCAAUUCAAUCAUCUUCUUCUUCUUCAAUUCCAGUACCAGUGCUUCUACUCAUCUUACUGAAACUCUGCAAAAUUUCUGGAAAAUCACCAAGUUGCAGAUUUACAGAUCGAUCAAUCCACAAAAACAAAAAAAAAAUGAUAAAAAAUAGACUUCAAUGGCUAAACACAAUGGUUACAGAACCAUAUUAUUUCUUCCAUUUCCUAAUAUUUUUCUCUUACAUUUCUCUUCGUAUUUCUACUUCUUCUUUAUUCUCUCCUCAAAUCUCCUUCCACAUUCUUCGCCGCGAGAUUCAAGCGUUUCUCGCGUUUUUAAUCUUCGCUUCUGUCAAGGUGAUCAGGGAAGAAACAUGGGAGGGUUUUAUGGCUGAUACUUUGCUUUUCGGGAAGGCGUUUAUUUUUCUGCUUGCUCUAUAUGUCGAUUACCGUUUGGCUUUAUGGUACAUGCUGGCGUUUCUCGUGCUAUAUAUACUGGCACAGCAACCUGCAUUUCCAGAACUAGGUGCAGUGAGCACUAUAACACCACUACAGUUGGAAACUACGCUGGUUGAAGGGGACACGUCAAGAUUUUGGCUGGUUGAAUUUCGUACUCUAUGUUCAUCAACUUGUGUGCGGAACAGUCGGAAUUUUCCUGAACUCUCUGUCACAUAUGCAAAUAAAAACUUGUCCUUUGGUACAGUUGAUCUUGGGCUUUUCCCUAAUGUUGCUGAAAAAUUUGGAAUCUCUCUUACAGGAAAUGUGGGAGUUCCAGCAUACAUACUAUUUGAGAACAACGCAGAGGUAGCUCGAUUCCCAGGAUUGGGUUUCGAAGCAAGAGUUUCUCAUCCUCCUAUAACCAAGGAUUUCUUGUCUCGGCAUUUCGAGCUUGAUCGGUUUCUACUUGAAUAUGUAAAUGGCAAAUAGCCAAAUUAGCAGCUGUGAGUUGUACCCCUGAUGUUGUAUACCAAAGGUUUCUCAGAGUAUUUUACGCCACAAGAUGUAAUUAUAAGUUAGACUUCAAUAUACUGCUGGAAAUUUCCUGCCCAAAUUUUGUAUUUGUUUCAAAAAUGUAUAAAUAUAUUACCAGAGCUUUUGUAAUGAUUUAUUAUGCCAACGUUGCUUUAGGUAAA
Molecule: messenger RNA, 1153 nt
Organism: Beta vulgaris subsp. vulgaris (sugar beet)
Lineage: Eukaryota; Viridiplantae; Streptophyta; Magnoliopsida; Caryophyllales; Amaranthaceae
Exons: 10
Coding region: 183-947 (254 amino acids)
Source: RefSeq, a predicted model, not a curated record